AUGGAUGAGAAAGGUAUCGAUGAUUUGACUCUAGAUAGCGAACAAGAGAAUUAUAUACCACCUCCUCAGAAAUCGGUUUCAGAAAUUGUUGCAGCUGAUGCUGACGAUGAAAGUUUGAAUCGUUAUAAACAAGCACUUUUGGGUCAAGCCAAAUCUGGUCAAGUAAUCGUUGAUGCUACAAAUCCACGCAAUGUUCUUGUUCGUUCUAUUACAUUGGUUAUAGAAGGGCGUCCAGAUGUCACAAUGGAGCUCGAUGGAGGUUUCGAAUUUCCUUGUUGUUUGCAAAGUCUUUAUGAAAUUGCAGAACAUGUAUCUGAACCAUCAUUCACGAUCAAGGAGGGAGUAGCGUAUAGAAUUCGUUUCAAUUUCCAUGUACAAAGAGAGAUCUGUACUGGUUUAAAAUAUAUACAAAAGGUCACGCGUCAUUCUAUUACAGUUGAUAAAGAUACAUUUAUGAUGGGUUCCUAUGCUCCAAAAAUGGAAUUGCAAUCAUUCACGACGCCAUUAGAUGAAGCUCCGUCUGGUAUGCUGCAUCGUGGUACUUACAAAAUUAAGUCCCAGGUAUGUGAUGAUGAUGGCCAUGAUUGGUUAUCUUGGAGUUGGAUAUUAGAAAUUGCUAAAGAUUGGCAAGAUUAA
Molecule: messenger RNA, 636 nt
Organism: Thelazia callipaeda (thelaziosis nematode)
Lineage: Eukaryota; Metazoa; Nematoda; Chromadorea; Rhabditida; Thelaziidae
Source: the annotation of a GenBank genome assembly